AAAAGACGAAAAGACCAACACCGGUGGCUGAAAACCAUAAGGGCAAAAACAAAAUUUCAAGUUAUCUCGCACUUUUAUAUGCCAAAUCGUCUGGGACCCUAACCCUAGAGAUUUUCACUUUUCAAGUGAAAUCAAAGAUGGAUAUUGUUCCACCGGCGCCGGCCAAAGGGAUAUUCCUUCUUCUGCAUCGUUCGGAACUUUCCGAUCCGAGGGAAGCUAAAAGCUACUGUAAAGCGAUGAUAUUUAAGACUGAUGGCCUUCGCAGGGUGAAGUCGGAACAGCUGCUGAGGGACGUGAAGUUGAGGAAAGUGAAGUUGAGGAAAGCCUACAAGUAUCUACUGGAGGAGGCUGAAGAGUGGAAGAAGAAGGUGGAAGAAAUCGAGGGAGGGUUCACAGAACUCAAAAUGGAAUCAAUGCACCAUUCAUUGCGAGGCAAACUAUAUUUCAGUGGGCUGCCAUCUGAAUGGCAAACAGAUCCCAUUGAAAAAAACGAAAUCCUGUGCACAAUCACGAACACAGAGACCAGAAGUCUUCCAUAUUUAGAUGAUCCGAAAGAUGAUGCUGAUGCUGAUGAUGCUGAUGCUGAUGAUGCUGAGGAUGCUGAGGAUGCUGAUGAUGAUGCUGAGGAUGCUGAUGAUGAUGCUGAGGAUGAGAAAGUGAAUGAAAAUGAGUUUGAGGAUGAGGAUGAUAGUGAUGAGAAUGACUUGAAGUAUUUGAGAAGAAUCAAGUAUUUGAGAAAGAGGAUUAUUUGGAUGAAGUUGGAGGUGAAAUAUCUGGAACCUUACCUCCGAUCCACCCAAGAGAGGUAUGCACGUCAAGCUAAGAUCCCAUAUUACAAAACGAUUUAUGUUGGACAUCCUACAAAGGAACCCGUGCGGUAUCAUCAGAGGUGUUGUUUACUUAUUUCUCACUAUUGCCAAAUUUAAAAUAGAGAAAGUGAUUUUUUUUUUAUUUUUUUGGAGAAAGUUCAAUAAAGUUCAACCAUUGAU
Messenger RNA from Rubroshorea leprosula, 989 nucleotides. NCBI's taxonomy places the organism in Eukaryota, Viridiplantae, Streptophyta, Magnoliopsida, Malvales, Dipterocarpaceae. The record is from the annotation of a GenBank genome assembly.